AUGUCUGCCUUCAAGAGUAGACUUCGUCUUUAUCUUAACACUGACUCCUUUACUUUCGUCAUCUUCCCCAUCCAGCUCUCUCUCCGAAACUUUGAAAAAGACAACGGAGCAUUAAGUACCCCGCCAAAAAUCGCCUUACCCGUUCUCAUUGCGCUUUACCGGCAUGAUUUUGUUUUUCAGGAUCUCUCGGCAGUGUCAAAGUCCCAAUUCAUUCUCGAUCGUAAUGUAGGUGUGCCACCACUUAGCAUCUCCAGGGAUAACAAAAUGACGUUUAGUUGUCACUUGCUGAACUGUCUUUAUGGUUUCAUUCUACUAUCAGUAUUAACCUACGCCAGUCCUCUAUACCCAUUCGCGAAGUAACAUUUUUCCUCGCAUACUUUUUGAAAGUGAUGUUUCCCUAAAUUCUCGCUCACUGUCAAUUUCUGGAGCUUAUUCCGUGCCUCGUUUGGAGCCCACCAUUUCUUUCUAUAAGCUUUGAAUUUGGAAAUUUUCGAUAGUUCUAUCAUUUUUAACGUACGGGAAAGGGCGAAUUGCCGGCGGACGUUACCAAAUGACCAUUUCACAUGGCUCAAUUUCCGAAGUUCACUGUACAUCUGGCUGCUCACACAGACAAUUGCUGACCACACUGUCUGUAUUCUAACAAUUAGUUGAGUGUUUAAUUUGUUUGGAGAGUGACUUCUAAGGGCAGAAGAACUAAAAUGUCAUCAUAUGCUUUGGUGGUGGUAAUGGGGACACCACUGUUGGGGUUUUUGCACUUUCCGAGUCAAUAGUGCAACAUUGCCCGCGAGUGAUUGUGACACCAUCAUAGACUCGGACAUACGCGCAUUUACUCACGAAAUCGGUCCUAGUCCGAGGACAGUGGUCCCCACAUAUUAUCAUGAUAACCAGUAUCCAUCCUGCACCUGUGUUUUGUAUCUAGCAGCCGACAGAUAGGUCGUUUGCACUGUCGGAGAUAUUUCACUGCGCGCGGACGGCCACGCCGUCUUGUCGUUCAGCAUUUGAUUCAUUCACGGCAGAUGUCUUCAGCAUCCCGAGUACCUAAAGCUACACUAGCGUAUUAGUUUAUGAGUUGUGAGAAAUACGGCUUCCUGACUCCACUAUUUAAGUUGAUUCUUUGGAGGCACGCUGUGUAUUAAUGCACGCUGAUACAUUAAGCAGAGCAUGGCUGCCGUUGAUUAGUAUCUAGUCAUAAAAAUGAGCACAUAUUAAGAACGCGUCAACCCGGUGGACAGCACGGUGGACCAGACUGUGCAACUGCAUAACACAGAAGCUGUGACACCAACGUCGAGGACAUUGGCUACCGCAAAAUAUCGUAGACGGAAGGGGAAGAGCGAGUCGAAUAUGACGGAUUUGGAUGUCACUGCAUUUAAAUAUUAGCUAAGUCAGCCACAACUCGACCAAAAGGUUCCAAAGUUGCUCGUUAAUAUAUAAAGACCAUCCAGUGCAUAACUGUGCGUUGAAACUACAGAAGUACCCGGACUGUGUUCGACGAGAAGAUAACAUCCGCACUCAUCCCCAGCUAGCUCGGAUUUUUCUCGCAGACAAUCAAACACGUGCCUUCAUUUUCAUCUCCGGAAGACAUUUCCGGAUAGGAAAAAGGUAUUUCGGACAACGGACAUCGAAGGGCAUUCGCCAUGGUCAGACGCAGAUCGACGUGCGCAAACGCUUGGGUAGUAUCUUGAGACUUGCAUCCGGUCUACCUUCACUACAAUGGGAAUCCUGAGAAAGUAGCUAGAUAGUCAGGAAUUUAUAGUGGUCGUUUUUAAAACUCUAGCAGGGCUUUCGACAUGCUUAACAGCCGAAUACACCUGAUUAGCGGCUUAUACGCCUAUGACUGUGAUUUAAACGAGCUGAAGUGCAGACGAUCAAGGGAAUAGAUGACCUUGGAGGGUUUGCAGCGCACUAAUCGAUUGAGAGAGGAGUCAGUCAUUGCUCAGUGGACUUGUACGUACUGGGUCUCGCUUCAGUAGUCAGGAACUCGGUGCGUCAAGCGGAUCCAGAUUAGGUUUGGCAUGGCAGUUUGCCGGUGUGUAUGCUUUUUCUCAUGGACUCCCUCCCAAUAUCAGAUUUUCUGUAUCGUACGAUGCAGGGACGUCCCCGCACCGUCUGCUUGGCAUAUGCUCGCCUUUUUUAUUUGACCACAACGCUAACUCUCUCAUAGAUCGAGACGUUCUUCCAAGCGAAUCGAUUAUCCUUCUUAAUUGUAUUUUUAGGAAUCCCCCACAACCAAACUCGAGUUUGGCAAUGACCAUUACCUGAGUAUUCAUAUGAGUACUCAGUUAUCAGAUGGACACAACUUUGCGCCUAACUCGUCCACUGCACCCACUUAUAAGUAGACGAUCAUGGUCAUGGCGCAUGCAUGCGCCAUUCUCAUCGGUCUCAAUCACUACACGCCGCAGGGACGCUUUCUGAAGGUUGUUUAUCUACUUUGGGAAAUUUUACGCUCAGGACCCUGUAGAUCAGGAUGAGAGCAAAACAGAGGGUCACUUAAAUGAACGGGACACCAAGGUAGAUGAAUGGAAUAAGGGCGGGCAUCUGAAUGAGGUUCGGGCGGGAAAUGGGAUGAAGCUAGACUGGUAAUAAGACGAACUUAGCGUAAGAAAGCCAGCGCUAAACUACCUCUGCAGCUUUGCAAGCAAGCGAACUCAGACGCUUUCUGCAGUGAGGUAUACUGUUUCCGACCAAACGCUCGGAGUCCCAGACACCCCUCAGAACGUUUGUUCUCAUUUUAUAUUCUGGAUGGAUGCCACGGUUGUUCGGCAGCUUGUGUCCAUGGACAUUCCGCUAGGCUCUUCGUGGUCAACUUUCUUCCAGACUCUCGUUAAUACCUUCGAGCCCAAACAACCUCCUGCCCUAGCCACCGAACCGUUCUAAAGUUAACGCCAAGCUACAAUGCAAUUAACCGACACUUACGCCGGUGCUUGUUGAUGGUUAGCUCCGACUUUUCCUGUCACCGUAAGCCCGAAAUGUUCAAAGAGUAUGUUCUGGAGCCCAAGAACAUCGAACUCUUCGGAGUUUAUUCGAGGACGGUACGCCUUGCUGAAGAAGACUCAUGAGGUCACGCACGACUGAAAAUUUGCAGUGAUGGCCUACCUCCAGCUUCUUCCCCUCAGGUCGCCCUGUUUCUCUUCUAAAAGAAGUUCAUAUGGUUGCAGGCCCUUUUUUCACAUGCCAAAUUUUACGCUCAUUUGAAACCGUCCCGUGCAUUUAAGCACCUGUCUGGCCCGGUCUGGAUUUUGUCGUCUGUAUUGCAUGCGUCCUUUUCUGGCCUCCCAUUUCGGAAAAUAAACAAUUUCGCGCAUCCAUAGUUUGUGUUUAAGCUUUUGUCUUUACCUAUAAGCAAAAUGGUUCUUUCCCAAAUUGCAAUGUCAUCAUGGAGUAAUCCCAUUGUUAUUUAACCGUCUGUCGUUUUAGCCUCCCGCCCGACCUCGCAUUCAUUGACAAUUUGGGACCAUCCACUAUGUCUACGUUGAUUGUCUUUGCGAUUAUUGGAAUCAUCACCGUAGCUUUUCUCGCGUUUUACUUCAUUCGACCAUUCAUAACCUUUUAUCUGUUACGAUUCUGCCUCUCUAAACGGGCAGACCUGAAAAAAGCUGGCGAUUGGGCUAUUGUAACUGGGGCGACAGACGGCAUUGGCAAAGCGUUCGCCCACGAGUUGGCUCGGGAUGGAAUGAACGUCUUCCUUAUAAGCAGGUCAACUGAGAAACUAACCAAGGUGGCUGACGAAAUCCAGUCCCUUUUCAAGGUGGAGACCAAGAUUUUCACCGCCGACUUCACUACUGUAAGUUCCAUGCCCUUGAAAUCAGACUACUUGCUCAUAGUCAACCUACAUUCACUUUUAUUAGUUGACUGUCUUUUUAAACUACCUUAAUAAUAAUGAUGCAGAAGUUAUGGCUUGUGUUGACAAUUCAGCAAGAUCAACUGUAUCUGUAAAUAGUUCACGAUGUCGGUUGUAUCAACGCUCCUGCAUACUUGUACUUGUCAUGGCUGUGAUCAUGCCUGUCCUAGCCGGUGUCGAUGAUGUCGGUAAUUGUAUCUCUCAAUGCGUAACGAUGUGCGGCAACGAAAGUGGGAUGCUCGACUAGUUCUCUCCUACAGCUACGAAGACCAAAUACCGAGGACCAAAGAAACAUUUCCAUGUCUUGACGGAGUGUGCUGACCCGAUUUUGACCUCGUCUUUUCAACCCUUACAGAUAUUCAACGGCGCCGGAUGUGCUACAUUGACGCAUGCGACAGACAACUGAAAAUGUGUUAAAACCACCUCAGUUGUGUUUCUCAGAUCCAUUGUGGUAUCUUUGUAGUGCAGCAUCGAGUCAAAUCUAUCUAGUUUGGGGAAACUCCGUGUAUUUUAUUCGAAAGACGCUUUUUAGACGACAGUAAUCAAACACCUACUUUUCGCCAAUCUUUUAUGCGCACAGCCCGACAUUCUCAGGACAGACCGAAUGAAUGCCCGAUACAUGGUGAAGUUUGUGGCGGUGGCUUCCACGCUGGGCCUGCGGUAACUUUCCAAGUAUUCUUAGGCCCUGCGAUUAGCAUUGAUUAUUGAGAUAAUGUCGUGAUAACUCUACCCAUUUAAUAGCAACUUCCCCUUUAGUUAUUUGAGACUCUACGUCUCCGAGUUGACUGCUACUAAUCCCUUGGCGUGUCCUCUCCUAAUCAGGGAUGCAGCGCAAAAACACUGGUUUUUUUUAUCUGUUUAGGAUAAACCGAUUGAGUUAGAUAGCUAACCAACCCCCGAUAGCAUAUUCUUUAAGUCAUCAUAAUUUAACGUCAAAAAUGACAUCGUCAGUGUAGUUGAGGUAGAUCUUUAGUGCAAUGUUUACAAGACGUAUGUCUAGGUAAUGUUGGCACAUUGUCUGUGAAGGCGGAGGCAAGGAUAACCGAGAUCCAGUAGUCGGGUACGAGCUCAUUUCCUCACGCUUGGUCAGUUUUCUUACUGUGUUGGUGACUUCUCCCUGAUAAAGCAGUCACAGGACAUUGUGUGGGAUUUAGAGGGAUGAAACUGCUGCAAAGUAGAGAGGGGUGUGCUGAAUUGGUAAGCUAAUUGGAGUAGGUGUUCAAAGUGUUCAGACCAGCGUUAAGCAGUGGAGCAGUGGAGCCGCCAUUUGCGUUGCGAACACUCAAUGCAGAGGGUCCACCAAUAAAUGAACAAAUAACUUUAUGAAAUCUUAGUGUCAUCUAUGUAUGAGAUGUGCUUUGUGGAGGCUGCCACCUUCGCAUAAUAGAUUUUACUUUCAUUUCUAGUCGACUUUGCCAAUAUUUUUCUGCGCUGGUCGUUGCGGGACCUGGCUGGAGCUGUCUUGGCAGACGAGUGUAAGAUCACUGAGUGGACCAAGUGUCCACAAUGUUGCUGGGUGAUUGUGGGAAUCCUCUCAGCUGCCUUGCGGACUGAGGACUGAGGAUUGUGAACAUUUGUCCCUGUUUCCUUCUUCGACUGUGGUUGCGAUGCGAGACUGGAUUUUUGUGUUCAGAGUCUCGGCUCUGUUGGGUUGUCGUAUUUUUGAAGCAUCAAUGAGUCCUGCAAAUUAUGAGAGGUAGACUUGCAGGCGUGAGUGAACGAAAACAUGGACUAGGUCUUCAUUUUGACACCAAGUUUCGAUCCGCUAUCAUCCAGCCAGCUACGGGACGUUGAACUAACUAGAACACAGUCACUCUGACCGACUAGCAGCACGUGCUGGUGACUAUUAACUGGUUCUGGUCAGCGACUGCUAACAUCCUCUGACGUUGUCAUGCCGAGAUCCAAGCUCAAAGAGAACAGUGAGAUUACUGCUUAGAGGGUUGCCCAACACAGUCCGGUCAUCCCAGCCACCAGCGUCAAUCCGCAAAUCAUAACAUGAGAGUUUUUCACUUAGUCGCGGACAAGUAUCUUUAUUGCAGUGAUCGACAGCUGACGUAAAUGCGUGUGCGAAUAGAACAGAGUUGUUCGUAAAGGCGCCUUGCAUCGCAUGUAAGCAAAUCGGCCACUGACUGAUUGCCACAGAAACAGUUUAUGGCUCGCUUGAUACGAACAGGAGAUCGUCACACCGUGUCUACCAGAGGGAUUUCGUUGGCCUCUGUGAGAUAGGGUGAGACUGGAGUCGACCCCGUGAGCCUUAGCCCGGUAUCCGAAUUUCAAACAGGCAUCAGACAUUCACAUCGAAGUCAUAAAGCCUGUGCGCUGUCAGACUUCGUCCGCCAGGGUCCAGGGACGUUUGCAUAUCGUUGCGCCCAAUGCCAAGUGCCUGUUUCUGAUUACGUAGCCCAUCUCUCAUGUCAUUCGCCCGCACCCCUGGGCCGGGUUACGAGGCAGAUCGGUUCCUGUGAAUGCCGCAGCGCGACGUUUUCGUGAGAAAUUUCUCAAAAAUAUGACUUCCCUAAAACCGCUCGAUCUGGCUGUUUGAGGUUGUCUCCCUUGCGGCUCUAGCUCAAGAGUCAUACAUCAUACUCGGUUAUUACUCAUGGUGCUUUCAGCCCAAAAAUUUAUGACAGGAACCCGAGUCCCGAACAGCAGUCUGACUGAACCUGCUAUUCUCCUUAAAUUAGUACUUCAAACGACCCUUUUUCGUGUAUCUUAUUCAUAUUGUGUUAUUUUCGCACCUCAUCAUCCAUGUCUUCUUAGGCUACUUCUCUUUCUUUUCUUUUAGACCGACUUUUAUGAGAACUUAAAACGAAAAAUUGAAGAACUCCCCUCAGUUUCUAUUCUCAUAAACAACGUCGGUGUCGCAUACUCCCACCCAGACGCCCUGGCCACUUGCGAUGAUCUGACUCUUGAGAAACUUCAGAGUGUGGUUGUCUGCAACGUGACUUCAGUAACCUGUAUGACUCGCAUCACCCUACCAAAGAUGCUAAGCUCACCACCGCCAGACGGCGUUCAUCGCUACAUUGUCAAUAUUGCCUCACAAUUCGGUUAUGUUACCACCCCUUACCUUUCUGUGUACGCCGGAACGAAGGCGUUUGUAAUCCACUUUAGCGCCUCAUUAGCUGGUGAGCUAGCGGACACCUGUGUUAAGGUACAGACUAUUAUGCCAGGCUAUGUGGCGACUGCCAUGUCGGGCCUCAAACGACCAAGUUUCUUCACACCCCUUCCUUCCACUUUUGCGGCGUCAGCUUUGUCUAUGUUGGGUGUCGCAAGCCUAAAUUGUGGCUACCUUGCUCAUGAGAUAUUCCUAACCUUGUUUCUCGUCCUUCCUGCCAGACUGCGCUCUGCUAUAUGUGCACGACAUUUGCUACAUUUUCGAGACAAGUACUAUAAACGUCAAAAAUCGAAGAGUUCAUAA
Spirometra erinaceieuropaei is the source of this 7256-nucleotide messenger RNA. NCBI's taxonomy places the organism in Eukaryota, Metazoa, Platyhelminthes, Cestoda, Diphyllobothriidea, Diphyllobothriidae. The record is from the annotation of a GenBank genome assembly.